Messenger RNA from Oncorhynchus mykiss (rainbow trout), 2691 nucleotides. The record is from RefSeq and is a predicted model, not a curated record. Lineage: Eukaryota; Metazoa; Chordata; Actinopteri; Salmoniformes; Salmonidae.
CCUGCCAUUCUGCGGUAGGAAGCACCUGUCUACGUCACAUACAGCACCUGUUUCGGGGUGGGGUCUGUCUGUCUCCGCAGCCAGCAAAGCAAAUUCCCGAAAGGUGUCGGACAAGGAAGACAAAACACAAGACAGACAGAACAAUGGGGAGUCUGUUUAGGAGGAUAAUUUAGGUCUUUCCUUUUUUUUAAUAGAUAAUAAAUUGGGCGAGAUAAUAUUUAUUAGUUUAAUGGAUCAAUCAUCAACGAUGAGGAGGUUGAUACUGGCCGCGUUCGUCCUCUCUUCCCUACCGACAGAGGUGCAGGGCGUCCAGGUGAAUGUUCCUCAGACAGAGAGGAGUACAGCUCUGUUUGCCUCCGUCAUUCUGAAGUGUGAUUACUCCACCUCCGCUAACCAGCAGGAUGUCCAGGUCACCUGGCGAUACAAGUCCUUCUGCAAGGACCCCAUCCUGGAGUAUUACUCCCAAGCGUACCAGAAUGCUCUGCAGCUGGGUCAGGACCCGGCCAAUGACUGCCCAGACCGCCAGCGCACGGUGAGGAUCAUCGUCCAGAAGAGAGGCUCCAACGAGGCCAUACUGGGCACAGAGUACCGGGAACGCAAGAUCUCCGUCCAGAACAAGGCUGACCUGGUGAUCAAUGAGAUCAUGUGGUGGGACAACGGAGUUUACUACUGUUCUGUGGAAGCCACGGGAGACACCAGCGGCGGCUUGGAUGGCGUGAUCCAACUCAUGGUCUACAACUGGCUGACGGUGCUGUUCAUAGUGAUUGGAGCUCUGCUCCUCAUCCUGCUCUUCUGUAUCUGCUGCUGCCAGUGUUGUCCUCAGAGGUGCUGCUGCUAUGUCCGCUGCCCCUGCUGCCCACAGACCUGCUGCUGUCCUGAGAAAGCGGUGAUGCAGCACAGGAUGAUGAAGGAUGCCCAGAGGGCCAUGGGUCCAUGGAUGGGAGGUCAGCCCAUCUACAGCCCCAUGAGCCACGGAUCCUCACAGAUGAACCCUCUGCUGUAUGCAGGCUCCCAAUCAGGGAAGAGCAUCGCCAUGGCCCCCAUGCCCCUACCCCCUCCCCCAUCUGGCUACAACAUGCCCCCCAGUGUCCACGCUGCCAGCAUCUACGGCAACCAACAUCCCGGCAACAAGCAGAUGCUGGACUACCUGGAGAGCCAGGUGAGGGGCAUGGAUGGGACCAGCCCCAUGAUGCAGCCCCAACCCCACCACCAGCAGCUCCAGAUGAUACCCCCUCCCCUUCAGCACAUGAUGCCCCAGCACGUCCCCUUCUCAGCGGGUCCUCCCAGCAUGCUCUCUGGCCUGGACGACGGGGCCGUGGAGUACCGGGGGAUCAUCCAGAUGCCUCCCAUCGUAGAGCAGCCUGGACGAGGAGGUCGGAGAGGGGGCCAGCCGCCGCUUGCUCCUAAAACACGUCCACCCAGCUCCAGAGGAAGCAGCCGCAGCGAGAGUCGCUUCACCAGUCACCGUGACGACCGCAGCGAAGCCAGCGGGAGCCGUUACCCGUCGCCGUCAAGGAGCCGUGGCAUGCCAAGGAGCUACAGUGAAGACUUUCUAGACGGGGAGAGCCGGGGGGCGCGGGGUCGACUGGGUUCACGUGACGACCUCAGCGACAGGGUCCCUCGAUCCCGCUCCAGAGACGACCUGUUCGAGGAGCAGCGUCGCGCCCCGCCUCCCAGCAACUACUCCCGCUCCCGCAGAGGGUCGUUCAGUUCAGAUGAGGAUGAAAACAGCAGGAGAGGAGAGGGCAGAGGUCACCGGAGAGGAGGAGGAGGAGAGAUGUAUUCAGACAUUCCGCCCAGCUAUUCUGAAUACGAGCCGGGACAGAAACCACCAAGGAGGAAUGAGCGUUACUCUGUUAAAACUCUGCUUUAGUUAGUACACUGAAUACACACUCCUAAACACAAACCACACACACACACAAACCACACACACACACACACUCACACAACCCCUUCAAAAACAUUUACCAUCUGACAAUGGCAUUUGAUCCAUGCCUUCAAUUACACAUAAUCAUAUAAUCACGCAGAUAUGAAAGAAUCACUCACAAAGACACACUGGUGCACACUACUUGGUUUCGUCACUUCUUCCAUUCAGGGAGCCUUUAAUUAAUCUGUCCCGCUACAGGGCAAGAGUUCUGGCAGGGGCACUGUGGUCAUCUGAUCUGGGCUCUCACUGGCUACCUCUCCUCUCCUUCUGCUGAAUGGCAUUACAACAGCCCCCUCUGCUGGUUGAACGCUCUCAGUGCAGAUAAGUGCCCAAUCUUAACAAUCUGUUGUGCAAACAAAAGCUGUGUGUACAGUACAGUAGUCAGCCAGUGAGUCAGCCCUCAACAGUAGAUGAGCAGUUUGAAAGGCUCAGCAAUGGGAAAUCAGAGACUGUAGAAAGAGCUGAGGUUGGGCAAUUUUGCAGAGCUAAACAACUGUCUCAGGUCACACUGUCAUGUCCUCCUCCACCCUCUAUCUCCUCAUAUUGUGCUAUUCUAAUUAGAGGUUGACCGAUUAUGGUUUUUCAACACCGAUACCGAUUAUUGGAGGACCAAAAAAAGACGAUACCGAUUAAUCGGCCAACUUUUAUUAUUUUUUUUUUUAUUAUUUAAAAUUUUUAAAAGUUAUUUAUUUGUAAUAAUGACAAUUACAACAAUACUGAAUGAACACUUUAACUUAAUAUAAUACAUCAAUAAAAAUCAAUUU